GAGCUACUUUCAUGGUCCUUGGUUCUGCUUAGUUCUUUGAACCACGGACUCUAGAAUCUGGAAUCGAUUCUUUUUAGUGAAUUGAAUUAUUUUAUAUUUGUUUCUUGUGAACUAAAUUGUAUAAAAAAAUGGAAGAUGAGCCAAAUACAUUCAUUCGAUUUAUGCACAGUUUAUUCGCGUUAAUAGAUAGACCGGUCGUCUUUUUCCGAGAAAAGAUCGUUGUACCGAAUCAGAAAAAGUAUCCAUGGUACCAUCAACAAUUUCGUCGUGUUCCAACAAUCGAAACGUGUGACAUCGAGGACAUCGUUUGUCGAAUAGAAGCAGAUUCUCAAUUCAAACGCGAUAAGAUGGUUGAUGAGGAGAUUGUAGCUAUUCUGAGACAACGUUACGAAGAUUGUGCAUGGGAAAACUACGAAGACAAGGAACUUUGUUUGGAUUUACAUAAAACUUAUGAAGAUGCUGCUGAAGCAUAUUUUAUAAAAUAUGGUGAUCUUGGUAUUAAGUGCGAUGUAGUUAACGCAUUUAUGAAACAAAAGCAUCGUAUGAUCUGGGAACGACGACAUGGCCCAGUUGGUAGUGGUAUGAACGAAAAGUUUGCUACGGUAUAAUAUUAAAUUAUGUAGGUUAUUGAUGUAACAUAUAUCUCAUUUUGAGAUAAAAGUUGUGUUUACAUCAUUGUAUAGAAAGUUCAUAUAAGGGACAAAAUAAAUAUGAAAAAUUUGAAAUUGUGCCUUCCUUUUUCUUAAAACUAAAGGUUUUUAAUUUCUAUGCCUAGUCUAUAAUCUAGAAAUUCUCUUUCUUUUUCAUUAAUGUCUUAUUGCAACAAUAUAUGAAGACAUCUAUAUGUAUUGUAUACGUAUAACAAAUUAUUUUAUUAAAUACUUGUUUAGAAGAUUCCAUCGAUCAUGUAUACUAUACAUUUUUGUUUACAUUCGUUAUUACAAUAAAACUGUCUGAUACAAUUAUUAAUUACAAA
Molecule: messenger RNA, 976 nt
Organism: Hylaeus volcanicus
Lineage: Eukaryota; Metazoa; Arthropoda; Insecta; Hymenoptera; Colletidae
Gene: ND-PDSW
Product: NADH dehydrogenase [ubiquinone] 1 beta subcomplex subunit 10
Exons: 4
Coding region: 129-608 (159 amino acids)
Source: RefSeq, a predicted model, not a curated record